AUGCGGAUGAUCUUGAGGUGUUUUUGUCUUCGCCAGAAGAGUGGUCUGUUGUUGUCUGUUCUUGAUCUGUAUGGCCGAGCAUCUAAUGCGAAAGUCAAUAUCAGCAAGACAGUGUUGGUGUCGUUGUCUGGUGUGUCCCACUCUGCUUGGGUUGCUUUGGCUGAUUCUACUGGUCUCCAGUGGCAUGACGCUCACUCUCGUGGUGCAGUACGUUACUUGGGUUAUCCCUUGUAUCAUACUGAAAGUCAACUUCAAGACUAUCUUGAUGGUGUCUUGGUGAAGGUCCAGCGACACAGUAACUUGUUGAAACAAAGGAAUCUCUCCAUUAGGGGAGCAGGACUAGUGGCUAACUCGUUACUGUUGUCAAAGGUAUAUCAUUUGUUGCGUGUUGUUCCUGGUGGUGCUACUACUGCGUCGUGGUUGAAGUCUCUCACUACGGUGGUCCGUGAGUAUCUGGUGUCCUUUCGCCCUGGUGUUGCUUGGUCUACUUUGUGUCUCCCCCGCAAGUUUGGUGGUGUUGGUCUCGUGGAUAUAGCAGAUCAAAGCUUAGCUUUGCAUCUUGUCUAUUUGCAACGUUUGUUGCGUCCACCCUCUCCCAGUGAUUUUGUCUCCUCUUGGUUGGUGUAUGCUUUUCAAGUUUACACUGGUCAUAAGUCCAUCUUGCCGUGGUUUUGUUUUCCUGGUCUUUACCAGUCUCGUGUGUCUUCUGUGCCUGCUCUAACACAUCUUGGAAAGCUUCUGUUGAGAUUGCCAAAGUUAGUUCCUUCCUCUGGUUGGUCUGCUAGGUGGUUUCUUGAUCUUCCCUUGUGUUCUGUACUCAGUACUGUGCCUUCUGUUCGUCCUCCUCGUGAUCCAUCAUCUCUUGAUCCUCGUUUCUUGGUGUCGGAUGUCUCUUUCUGGCAACCUGAUCUAGGUAUAGUUGAUGGUGUCACCUCUCAUCUUGCUUGGUCAUCUCGUGUUUUGCGCCCUGUUUUUCUUGCCUUGAACCGUGAUCGUGGUCCUGUCUCUCUGGUAUUCCCGCCUGUCAUGGAUAAUUGUACACAUUGGACUGUCUCCAACUCGUCUCGUUCUGCUGCUCCGGUUGCUCGUCUCUCUCUUGGUGCUUUGCGAAGGUAUUGGCACCCUGCAAAGGGUACCAUUACCUCUCGUAUGGGUCCUCCCUUGAAGUUGCCUGCCCAUUUGUUGCUGUCUCCUGCUUUGUGGCGUCUUUUCUGGUCCCUGGAAAUGCCUGCAAAGGCUUUCACCACCUUGGUGGCGAUUGCUACAUGA
Molecule: messenger RNA, 1269 nt
Organism: Mucor velutinosus
Lineage: Eukaryota; Fungi; Mucoromycota; Mucoromycetes; Mucorales; Mucoraceae
Exons: 2
Coding region: 1-1269 (422 amino acids)
Source: RefSeq, a predicted model, not a curated record